This is a messenger RNA of Darwinula stevensoni, 1173 nucleotides long. The record is from the annotation of a GenBank genome assembly. NCBI's taxonomy places the organism in Eukaryota, Metazoa, Arthropoda, Ostracoda, Podocopida, Darwinulidae.
AUGAAGACGGAGGCGGGAGAAUCCAGAGAGCUACUUGGGCGAGAGCAUCUGGGAAGCCUUCUGGCUCGUCUUCGCCAUCGUCCUGUAUCUUGCCGACGUCGUGAGCAACAUAAGGCGGCCUUGUACCGAUACUACGUCGACAAGGAAUACUUCUUCUUCGGCAUGACGAUUGGGAUCGUCAUCUUCGCCUGGCUCUUCGCCUUUGCCGUUGACAUGCUCAUGUUCCUUGCAGACAUGAAAGACAUGCAUUAUCUAUCACGUUUUCCACUGGAAUGGCUCGUCAGAAUACUGUUUGACCUUCUGAUGAUGGCUCCACUUCUCAGGUAUUUCUAUACAUUGCAAGACAUAUGCCAGUAUUGGUGCUCGGGAUGCACGACAACAUGGGGGAAAAUUCAUAGAAAACAUACUGAUUAUCAGAGAGAAAUGGCCUCAUUUCUCCUACUGGUAGAGACGUACAUUGAAUCAAGUCCUCAGAUGGUCCUCCAGUUUUACAUCAUUGUCCAUGAUGGGGCUACCUUUGCCGGAAAUCCCCUCACAUUUGCCGCCCAGUGGCUUUCAAUAGUGACAUCCUUACUCGGUGUGGCGUCGGCAACAUACAGCUACUACAGCAACUCCGCCAAAUAUCGGAUAAAGAAAGUCGGGGACGGGGGGACAGAAAUUGAUAGUGAUUGGACCAUCCUGGAACUCGACUUCUUCUGGGAUAAAUUUCUUCUCUUCUUCUGGCACCUCGCUGCCAGGGUCUUGGCUUUGGGCCUGUUUGCAACUACCUUCUCCUGGUGGGUGUUUGUGAUUGUGGGCAUCCAUAUGAGCAUCGUUGCGCCCUGGGCCAUCUUGAAGGAGAUGAAAAGUUCCCGACUCCGAAAAUUCAUCAAAAUUUUCUUUGUAUCCUUCAUCUUCGUCUUUCAGUACCGCAUUGCCGGAUGGGAUUGGGAACCCUUUACACUGAUGUACGUCCUCAUGGCAGUCGAAAAUGUGGCGAUGCUCACUAUUUGGUCGUUCAAUGUCGUCGAUGUCUGGCUAUGCUACAAAAUCUUAAUCUGUCUAUUGGAUCUCCUGUUCUUCAUCAUUGGCAUCGUCUCGAUGAAUAUUCAAAUCUUCCUUACCUUCCAUGGGGACGAAAUGAUCAAUCUUCCCCCAGAGAUGAGGGAAGAAGAUAUGAGCGAAUGUGCAUAA